AUGGACUACUUUGACGACCUAGACCAAGACGCGAUGAAUGCUUUCAGUGAACUGAACGAUGACAUCGCGCCAUUUGACCAGACCUCCGCACCCAAACUAUCUCCCGAGUUGGAAGAUCUCCUUCUCUCAACCAAGCAACAACAGGCUUCUGCCCAGGAAUCAAAGAGCAAGUCAGGCAACAUGGACUACCUCUUCAAGAUGAGCGACCCCAUCACCCCUAGAAUCCUCGCCUCCGCCGCUGUCCGUCCCUCACAACCCCGAAUCAUUGAGGGAGAAGGCGAAGACGGCAUCGCGGAAUUCUGCCAAAUCAGCGAGCUUGAUAUUCCGAAGAUUAAAGAAUGGCUGGUCAAAACCUACCCCACCGUUCGCCCAGUCUUUGCGCCCAUCAACAAGGCGCGCAAGGCCCUUUCGCCCAUCUCCGCGUACCCAACUCUUGGAUACGAUACCACACUACCUCAUCAUCGUCCUAAAAGCAGCGCAUGCUUUGAAUAUCUGCCAAUACAAGACCAGUAUCCAGUGUGGUACUUCUUCUACGGAACGCUGGCAGAUAGUUCCUUUCUGGCCGAGCUGUUUGGCUCAUCUAGGGAAGCGCCAAUGCUGUUACCGGCUGUGAUAUAUGGCGGGAAGCUUAGGACCUGGGGUAGGAAGUACAAUGCGCUCAUUGAUAAUAGCCUGGGAUCGCGGGUCGAUGGAUGGGCGUACGAGGUCGUUUCGCAGGAGCAGGAAGAUGCCUUGUGCAUGUAUGAGACUGCCAAGUAUGAGGUGGUGAGGGUAGAUAUUGGGCUGCAUGGUGAUAGCGGAGGGCGUGUUGUGAAAGGGUGUACAUUUCGUUUUGCGGGAGAGGAGCAUGAGCUGGACUGA
Messenger RNA from Alternaria atra, 861 nucleotides. RefSeq lists its product as uncharacterized. The transcript has a single exon. Lineage: Eukaryota; Fungi; Ascomycota; Dothideomycetes; Pleosporales; Pleosporaceae. The record is from RefSeq and is a predicted model, not a curated record. Bases 1 to 861 code for a protein of 286 amino acids.